GUCACACUACACACCGUGCACAAAAUAAAAAAAUCGAAUUACAGGAUUAUCAACAAUAUAAAACCCCCGAAAUAGUUAAUAAUAACUGAUAAGCCCCUUCAGCAAGUCGUUGGUGGUGAUAGUUCCCCACGAUAGUACAUCGAUACGCCAGAUAUCGAGUAAAUAUAUGCACUUUAGUGAUUUGUUGUCAGAUUGGAAAAGAAAAAGCACACAGAAAACGCAUCGAUUACACCGCACCAUUUUCUCUAUCGGGGAUAAGCGAAACUCCAGUUUUCCAGUGGGUGAAAGGAACCACUGGGUCGCAUUUUCUGCGACGACAUCUCGGACAAAGAACACAUAGUUCAUUGGAGUUCUGUGGAACGGAAAUUAAAACAAAAAGGCGUUGUUUCGCCACAAGAAAGUGUUGAAUCCACCAAUAACUAAGAACAGAGCAGCGGGGACAGUGCGGUCCAUAAGUGUAGCGGCGCACCACCAUGACAAUUAAGCCAGUGAGUGCACCACCGAGUGCGAAACGCGUGACUGGCAAUGUGGAUGCCGACAACAAGGAGGCUCAGGUUGUGGUGGUGGAGCAGUCGGUGGUCAGCCAGACCCACACCCACAACCAUCGCAACGUAGUCAUCGAUGGACAUGGCCAGAGUCCCCAGAGGCGUGGCGAGGUCUACGACGAACUGGCACGAACCCAUCGCUGCAGCCCCCACAAGAGCAGUACCCGUUCGAAGCGACGUGACCACCACGACACACAUGCCCAUCACUACAAACGCGAUCGGCUGGAGCGUGAGAAACUAAACCAUCCGGCGGCAGUGGCGGGCAGCGGAGCACCCGGUGUAUCUGGCAGCAAGUGCAACAGUCCGCCGUUGGCCUCCACAUCGGCCGGCAGCAGUCCAUCGGCGGUGGGCCGGAAUUCACCCGAACAUUUGGGGCUGGGCUGCGCCACAGUGCCCAAAGCCCAGGUGCAGAUGUCGCCGGCCACGGCAGCUGCCAAUCUGCUGAAAACAGUGGAGGAGACCUUUUCCGGCUACAACAGCGGCGAUGAGCAUCUGCAGCCCAAGGAGCGUUUGAUUCCUGUGGAGGAGUGGCAGCGACGCGACAUGGAGUUUGCCAAGUGCAUGGAACAACGCGGCUACGAAUUGAAGCCUGUCGAGGAGGACGGCGCCUGCCUCUUUCGAUCUAUUUCGCUGCAGAUCUACGGCGACGAGGAGAUGCACGACGUCAUUCGCCAACACACGAUGGAUUACAUUAACGGUAAUCGCGAGUACUUCGGUCAGUUUGUCACCGAGGACAUCAACAGCUACAUACAGCGCAAACGAGCUCGUGAUGCUCAUGGCAACCACAUCGAGAUCCAGGCCAUAUCCGAGAUCUACAGCCGAACCGUCGAAGUAUACUGCUACCAGUCCAAUCCUAUCAAUAUAUUCAAUUCGGAACAAUCGCAGGCAGGUUAUCCCCCACUGCGCUUAUCCUAUCAGCGCGGCUCACACUACAACGCUAUCCUAGAUCCCUACAACGCCACGGUUGGCGUUGGCCUGGGCUUGGCUGGUUACAAGCCCGAGAUCCAAACCAAAGAGGCAGCGCGUCUCAGCGAGCAGUUGGAGAUCGAACAGACCAUGUUCGAGGAUAAGCUAAAGACAACAGACUGGGAGGCCACCAACGAAGCCAUCGAGGAGCAGAUUGCCCGCGAGUCCUACCUGCAGUGGUGCCGCGAGAAUAUGCAACGCUCUCGCAGCAGUAACACGGCCGCAGGAUCGGCCACUUCCUCAACGGUUACCUCGGCGGAGGCGCUUACCGAUUCGGAUGCCUCGCCCUCAAAGUACUCCAUGUGUGGCGGCAGCACCACCGGCAGCGGCGGCGGCAAUCCGGCCGUGACCUUGACCAGCGCCAGUGGUGCUGAUGCCACAGCCCCAGCGUUUUCAUUGUCGCCGAAGACACUCAGUCAGUUUGGCCACAAGCUGCCGCCGGAGGUCAGCGAGCUGGCUGGCUACGAUAGCGAUGCCACAGACAUGAGUAGCACCAGCUCGGUGGGUCAUUGCGGUGGCAAUUCAUCGCCCAGCACUGGUUCUCCGGGCCAGCGUUCCGGCAAGGGAUCCAAGUCACACCGCCGCCCCACUGCUUUAAGGAAGAAGCGACGCCACGAGACUCGCGAGGCGCCACUUGCUGGCAAGAGCGCUGAGGUUUCGGAAGCUCCGCUGAGAAAGAGUCCUAAGCGCGAUUCUGUGCCGUCUGUGGCUCGCGCUGACACGCCGGAGGCUGAGCAGCGUCCGUGCACCUCGAAGCAGUCCUCGCACUCGCCACAGAAGAGCGGAGACACCAAGUCGCCCAGGGAUGAGAGCUACUCCAGCUUCUACCAGGAGUUGCUCGAGGCAUCCUACGCCAAUGAGGGAGUUAACGAGAGCGAGAUGCUGCAGCAGGCUAUUCAGAUGUCCACACGGGACUACAUGGAGGACCAAAAGCGCAAGUUUCUCUGCGGACCGUAGGCGGUGGUCCAUAGACACGCCUCGUCCUUUGUACAGUGAUUUAGCAGUUCUUUUCGCAACGAAAACGAAACACAAAACUUACCAAAAAAAAAAAGAAGAAAAACAA
Drosophila gunungcola (fruit fly) is the source of this 2574-nucleotide messenger RNA. RefSeq names its product OTU domain-containing protein 5-B (gene Duba). NCBI's taxonomy places the organism in Eukaryota, Metazoa, Arthropoda, Insecta, Diptera, Drosophilidae. The record is from RefSeq and is a predicted model, not a curated record. Gene Ontology annotation, molecular function: K63-linked deubiquitinase activity; cysteine-type deubiquitinase activity. Gene Ontology annotation, biological process: protein deubiquitination. Bases 474 to 2468 code for a protein of 664 amino acids. The transcript is spliced from 9 exons.